AUGGGAGCAGUGAGUGAUGGAAUUCGCAGCAGAAAGAAGUCAUCAUCAAGAGGGCACCACAGGUUUGUAGGGGUUCGUCAAAGGCCAUCAGGGAGAUGGGUUGCAGAGAUCAAAGACUCGUUACAAAAGGUUAGGCUUUGGCUAGGAACCUUUGACACUGCUGAGGAUGCAGCUCGUGCAUAUGACAAUGCUGCUAGAGCUUUGAGAGGUGCUAAUGCUAGAACCAACUUUGAGUUACCUGAGUCUGGAACCUCUGGUGUUGGUGUUGCUACUAAGCGUGGUGGUGUUGGUGGUUCCAACUUCAUGCUUGAUAACACUGAACCCUUUUCUUUUGAGGAUGUUAAUGAGUCAGGUGCAGAUGCUGAAGGCCUUCUUGGUGCACUUAAGGCCAAACUUUUUGAUGGAAAAGAAGGGAAGUUUCACUUUCCAUCAUAUCUUGCUAAUUGUGCUGCGCCGGUUGUUCCAUCUGGUGUGGUUUCAAGAACAACUCAGAACUGUUCUGGGAAGAAAGAGUUAUCAUCAUCAUCAUCAUCAGUAGCUAAUGUUUCUCUCACUGGGGUGAAUGGAGCAGCAAACAACACUCUGGCUGGUUUGAUGGGUACUUUAACUUCAUCAAACACUUGUGCUAAAAGUGUGCUUGUCCCUAAUCAUGAUCAUGAAGGUGCGGGAGUCAACUCUCAUCAACUUUGUCAAACCCCUACUUUGACAAGCAUGACAUGGUCCAAUGAAAUGGCAUAUGAAUUGUCUUGGCCUACCCAGAUGAGCCAAGUUACUGAUAAUAGUCUGCUUGCAUCAGCCAGUGCAGCCACCUUGACAUGGCCACUUUCUGGGGUAAUUGACUCCUCUGUUGACGAUAUCACAUGCACUGAUAUAGGGGCACCAAAUAGCAACAAAAGUGGCCAAAUGAAUAUGGUAAGCAUGCAGAUGCAGGUACCUCUUGUUGGUGGAGCAAAUGAAGGCCUUUGGACAUUGGAGCAGCAUCAAUUUGUGCAAUGUGAGAACAGUUGGUUUAGUUCUAAUGGCUCUUGGGAUCCUCUCCUCUUUGUGCCCUCUGAGCUAGCUUGA
Molecule: messenger RNA, 1065 nt
Organism: Abrus precatorius (Indian licorice)
Lineage: Eukaryota; Viridiplantae; Streptophyta; Magnoliopsida; Fabales; Fabaceae
Product: ethylene-responsive transcription factor ERN2-like
Exons: 1
Coding region: 1-1065 (354 amino acids)
Biological process (GO): regulation of DNA-templated transcription
Molecular function (GO): DNA-binding transcription factor activity; DNA binding
Source: RefSeq, a predicted model, not a curated record